This is a messenger RNA of Gongylonema pulchrum, 1197 nucleotides long. The record is from the annotation of a GenBank genome assembly. NCBI's taxonomy places the organism in Eukaryota, Metazoa, Nematoda, Chromadorea, Rhabditida, Gongylonematidae.
AUGCCUCCGAAUUUCUUCCAGAAGCCGGAAACGGCGCUGAAGCGAGCGCAAGAGCUCAUCUCGGUGGGCAAGGAGCAGGAUGCGCUCGAUACGCUGCACGACACGAUCAAGUCCAAGCGUCACAAGCAAUGGACAAAAACGCACGAAGCAAUAAUGCUGAAGCACAUGGAGCUGUGUGUUUCGCUACGGCAGCCGCAUAAGGCCAAAGAUGCCCUGUUCCAGUACAAAACACUCACCCAGCAGGUAGCGAUUAAAUCUCUGGAAACGGUAAUCCAUAAAUUUCUGGAGCUUGCGCAACAAAAAACCGAGGAAGCACAGAAGACGUCGAUUGAGAAGGUCGAAGAGAUCGAUGACUUGGAUCAGGCCGACGCUCCUGAAAAUCUGUUGCUAUCGGCCGUAUCGGGCGAUGCGGCGCAGGACCGGAUGGAUCGAACUGUAUUAAGUCCAUGGUUACGUUUCCUUUGGGAUUCCUAUCGCAAUUGCCUGGAUUUACUACGAAACACUGCUGUGGUUGAGCACUUGUAUCAUCGCAUCGCACGACAGUCUUUUGAGUUUUGCGCCAAAUAUCAACGGCGUACGGAAUUUCGUAAAUUAUGUGACAACCUUCGGCUGCAUCUCACGCAGAUCCAGAAACACCAGCAUUUGGCGCAUGUUGUGAAACUGACAAGCGCAGAAUCGCUAACCUUAAUGCAGGACACACGACUAAUUCAGUUGGACACGGCCAUACAGAUGGAAUUGUGGCAGGAAGCAUACAGAAGUGCGGAAGAUGUGCAUGGCAUGAUGCAGUUGAGCAAGGAUAAGGAUAAACGCAUGGUGAAGCCAGCAAGCUAUGUUAAUUACUACGAUAAGCUUGCGCUUGUUUUCUGGAAGGCCGGUAAUCGACUAUUCCAUGCAGCUGCUCUUCUCCAAAAAUACAUCAUUUAUAAGGAUAUGAAGAAGACAUUCAGCAUGGAGGAAGCAAUGGAUCAGGCCACUCGUGUGCUUCUGGCCACAUUGUCGGUGCCGGAUGGCGCCGAUAAUCCAUCUGAUCUGACUCGACAUCUGGAUAUCGAAGAGCAGCAUACUGCAAAUAUGCGGCUGUUAUCCAAUCUUCUUCGCUUGCCAAUUGCGCCAACACGAGCUGGCAUUCUCAGAGAAAUAACGCGCUUAAAUCUUCCAGAUGUUGCCGUGGAGAGUGCACGUAAUCUGCAUCGGUAA